Molecule: messenger RNA, 4011 nt
Organism: Wyeomyia smithii (pitcher-plant mosquito)
Lineage: Eukaryota; Metazoa; Arthropoda; Insecta; Diptera; Culicidae
Exons: 1
Coding region: 1-4011 (1336 amino acids)
Biological process (GO): DNA integration
Molecular function (GO): nucleic acid binding
Source: RefSeq, a predicted model, not a curated record
AUGCAUCUUAAAAACAUUCAUAAGAGCUUAUUUCGUGUAGUCCCAGUGAUCUUAUAUGGCUCGAAGAAAUCCCUCCAGACGUACGCCUUUCUUGAUGAUGGUUCAUCACUAACACUCAUUGACGCUAGUCUCGCAAAAGAGCUGAACAUUGAAGGAAAACCGGAGCCACUGUGUUUAAGGUGGACAGGGAAUAAACGUCGUCAAGAAAAUGACUCGAUCAGAUUUGACAUAGACAUUUCUGGAACAGGCGAUAAUUGUAAAAAGUACAACCUACGUGGUGCUCACACAGUAUCAGGUCUUGACCUAUUUCGUCAGUCUGUUGAUAUGCAGCAACUAAGUCAACAUUAUAAACACCUUAGUGGCAUUCCGGUCGAAUCAUAUUGCGACAUACAACCAAAAAUUCUCAUUGGAAUUGACAAUGCAAAUCUUUGCUACCCACUAAAAGGUAGAGAAGGCAAGCUUAACGAACCCAUUGCGACAAAAACACGACUGGGAUGGGUAAUUCAUGGAGGAUGGAAUGAGAGCACUGCCUUCGUUGGUCACCAUAGCCGCCACCUGUGCCCGUGUACGGAACAUAUCGACGAUUUGCUUCAUCAAUCCAUACGCGAGUACUUUUCUUUAGAAAAGGUAGGAACUAUUAAGCCAGAGAGUAUUGUAUCAUUUAUCGAGGAUAAACGAGCUAUUCAAAUUUUGCAAUCAUUCGUACGAACAGAGAACGGGCACUAUGAGGCACGCUUGCUCUGGAAAUAUGACCAAUUUAGGCUCCCGAAUAGUAAACCCGUUGCCCUACAGCGCUGGCGUUGCCUGGAAUCUCGUUUAAAAAAAGAUGCAGACUUAUCUACAGUAAUGCGACUAAAGCUCGAUGAAUAUUUGAAAAAAGGGUACAUCCGCAAACUUUCGGACAUUGAGAUGGAAAAACCACCAAAACGAAUCUGGUAUCUCCCUAUAUUUCCCGUGUUUAACCCAAAUAAACCGUCGAAAGUACGGAUCGUGUGGGACGCAGCUGCAAAAACUAAGGGGAUAUCAUUAAACUCACUACUCUUGAAAGGGCCAGAUCAGUUGACUUUCCUCAUUUCGGUACUGCUGCGGUUUCGCGAGAAUAAGGUGGCCAUUUGCGGCGACAUUAAGGAAAUGUUCCACCAAGUGCUUAUGUCAAAGGAUGAUCAGGAUUGCCAAAGAUUUUUAUGGAAAGAAAAUUCAUCAGACGAGAAACCCAGCACAUACGUCAUGCGGGUUAUGACGUUCGGAGCCAGCUGCUCACCUAGUUGUGCUCAGUACGUAAAAAACUUAAACGCAGAAAACCAUAGAGGGCAGUACCCAGCAGCAGUCAAUGCGAUCAUCAAAAACCAUUAUGUCGAUGACAUGCUGGUAAGUACUGAAACAGAAGAAGAAGCUAUUCUCCUCGCCCGACAAGUUCGGCACGUCCACGCCCAAGCUGGGUUUGAGUUGAGGAACUGGAUUUCAAACUCCGCAGCGGUUCUUUCAGCACUUCAGAACGAGGGAGCAUGCGAAAAAAACUUAAAUCUAGGAUCAGAACUAGCAACCGAAAAGGUUUUAGGGAUGUGGUGGUGUACUGCUACGGACACUCUCACAUAUAAGCUAUCGCCAAAACACGACACAGAACUUCUAUCCGGAAAGCGACGUCCAACCAAAAGGGAAGUUCUUAGUACAUUAAUGGCAAUAUUCGACCCACUCGGACUAGUUUCAAAUCUGCUGAUAUAUUUGAGAGUCCCACUGCAAGAGAUCUGGCGUGCUGGGAUCGAGUGGGACGAUGAAAUUCCGGGUCAUUUGUUCGAAAAAUGGGAGCAUUGGUUAGAAGUACUUCCAACAGUACACAAGGUCCGUAUACCAAGAUGUUACCGCUCCGCUAUAACGAUCAUGCCAGGUACCGUCACUCAACUACACACGUUUGUCGACGCGAGCGAGGUCGGUUAUGCUGCUGUGGUUUAUUUAAAGUUCCAGCAAGAAAACAACAUAGAGUGUGCAAUAGUAGCUGCAAAGUCGAAAGUGGCUCCGCUGAAGUUCGUCUCCAUUCCAAGACUUGAACUCGAGGCGGCAGUUAUUGGAACAAGAUUGGCGAAUACAAUUACAAACAGCUUAUCGUUCGAAGUGGAUGAGCGAUAUUUCUGGACUGAUUCACGCAAUGUGUUAUGCUGGAUUCGAUCUGAUCAACGUCGGUAUUCUCAACAUGUCGCCUUUCGUGUCAGCGAGAUUCUCGAGACAAGUAACAUAGCUGAUUGGAAGUACGUCAGCACGAAAGAAAACGUAGCUGAUGAGGCGACAAAGUGGUCACGCCGGCCAGAACUAGGAAGCAACAGUCGGCGGGUAAGAGGACCUUCGUGGUUAAGGCAAUCUAAAAAAAAUUGGCCUGAAGAGCCGUUCACUUCAGGCCAUACUCAAGAAGAGCUGCGUUCAACCAUAUACUACCAUCAUUUUGUUCCUAUACCGCCGGUGAACGUUACAAAAUUUUCUAAAUGGAGGCAAUUAGUUCGUGUGGUUGCUACGGUACUUAGGUCCGUUGCGAACUUUCGAUGCGCCAAGAGCAGGAUGAAACACAAGCACGGCCCCCUUACCAGUCAAGAGCUAAACGAAGCUUCGAAUCUUCUUAUUAGGUUUGCUCAAAGCGAAUCAUUUUCAGAGGAAUUCGCCAGUUUAUCUACCGUACCUCCUACUCUUUCGAAAUCAAGCGCACUGUAUAAGCUAAAUCCGUUUCUCGAUGAUCACAAUAUGAUAAGAAUGCAAGGCAGGAUUGGUGCAUGUGAAUACGCAACUAUGGAUGCACGAAAUCCAGUCAUACUCCCGAAAAAUAACUAUAUCAGUAACCUUAUUGUGAAAGACUACCACGAGCGUUAUCAUCAUUGUAAUCACGAGACAGUGGUCAAUGAACUGCGGCAAACUUUCUGGAUCCCUAAGUUACGUGUGCUAUUUAGGAAGGUGAGAUCAGACUGUCAGACCUGUAAAAAUUUAAGAGCAACACCUAAUCCUCCUUUAAUGGGCGAGCUGCCAAAGGAUAGACUCGCGGCGUUCACGAGACCCUUUUCCUUUACCGGCGUGGAUUAUUUCGGAUCAUUGACGGUAACGGUAGGUCGUCGAACGGAGAAACGAUGGGGAGUGCUAUUGACGUGCUUAACUACUCGGGCAAUUCACCUAGAGGUAGCCCACACGUUAAACGCCAGCUCUUGUGUGAUGGCCGUCAGGAAUUUCAUGGCGAGGAGAGGCGUGCCAUUGAAAAUCAUUAGCGACCGUGGCACUAACUUUACCGCAACCAACAAGGAGCUCAAAGCGGCAUUAGACGCCAUGGUUCAAGACAAGCUGAUCCAAGAAAUAGUCAGUCCCAAAACAGAAUGGCAGUUCUUGCCCCCAUUAUCCCCCCACAUGGGAGGCUCCUGGGAGCGGUUAGUUCAAACAGUUAAGGCAAACUUGCUUAAAAUCAAACCGCAACGUACCCUCACCGACGAAAUUCUUCAGAACCUUCUAACAGAAAUAGAAAAUCUCAUCAACUCGCGUCCCCUAACGCACGUACCAGCAGAUGACCCCGACGCACCCGUUCUAACGCCGAACCAUUUUCUGUUGGGAUCGUCAAGCGGGCUCAAACCAGCUUCCAACAUUGAUGAUAGCGGCAUCCUGCUGCGGCGCUCCUGGCGUACCUCUCAAGUUGAAGCAAACAUAUUUUGGCGUCGAUGGAUGCGCGAUUACUUACCGGACCUGGUUAAACGUACGAAAUGGCAUGCCGCAGUUGAACCAAUAAAAGAAGAUGACAUCGUUGUUGUGGUUGAUCCGAAGCUUCCACGCAAUUGUUGGCCUAAGGGUCGAGUUAUUGGAGUCAGGAAAGGAAAGGAUGGUCAGGUAAGAGCAGCUACUGUUCAAACACAAUAUGGGCAUUACGAGCGCCCGGCUACUAAGCUAGCAGUCCUGGAUGUUCGACGCGAUACGUUGGUAAGCCAAGAAACUGGCGUACCGGGGGGGACUGUUACGACCCCUCGGUCGGCGCAUCUCACAGCGACGACUUAA